This is a messenger RNA of Mugil cephalus (flathead mullet), 3722 nucleotides long. RefSeq lists its product as uncharacterized. The coding region runs from base 257 to 2419 and encodes 720 amino acids. Gene Ontology annotation, cellular component: external side of plasma membrane. NCBI's taxonomy places the organism in Eukaryota, Metazoa, Chordata, Actinopteri, Mugiliformes, Mugilidae. The transcript is spliced from 12 exons. Gene Ontology annotation, biological process: immune response. The record is from RefSeq and is a predicted model, not a curated record.
GAUUCCCUGUAUAAUUUCUGAUAGAACUAAAAUCAAAAGUCUCCACAAACUAAUUUCUCUCCAGACUGUACACUCACCGUUUACUUAUUGACGGAGUGAAUGAAUGAUUGCGAAAUUACUGCCAUCGCUUUUAUUUUGAAAAGCCGUUCGUGCAUGCGCUCUAAACAGAUUCAUACUACAAAACCACGUAAGAACUGGCUUUACCUCCAGUAGUGGAUCUACUUUAGGAUUCAGAAACACAGCUCUUUACCAGCUGAUGACCCAGUGUCUUCAUCAGAAAAAAAUCAGGAUGAAAACGUCGUUGUUGCUGCUUCUCUUGUGUCAUGUUUCAUCAUCAGUGAAACACUCCCUGAACUUUUACAUCACUGCGGACUCUGGAGCCCCAAACCUCCCAGGGUUCAUGGCUGCUUUAUUCAUCGAUGACGUCCAGGUGACUUACUGUGACAGCAGCAACAAGACAUUAGAACCAAGACAGGACUGGGUGAAAAAAGUGUUUGACGAAAAUCCUGAACUCUGGAAAUGGUACACGGAGCAGUGUUUUGAGAUUCUUCCUCCCCUCUUCAAAAGCAGACUGGACAGUUUGAUCCAGGUCUUCCACGACGAUGAAGAUCCAGGUCUUCACGUUGCACAGACUAUUGAGGGCUGUGUAUGGAAUGAAACGUCUGGAAAUAUCACUGGUUUUUCAUGGCUUGGUUAUGAUCGAAGAGACUUCAUUAAACUGAGUUCGACGCCUUGGAAAACAAAGGCAAUAAUUUACGAUCUGCAGUUGCUCACUGAGACUUACCCCGAGCAUCUGAAGUUGUUUUUGAAGUAUGGGAACAGCUCUCUGCUGAGAACAGACGUCCCCUCAGUGUCUCUCCUCCAGAAGACUCCCUCCUCUCCAGUCAGCUGCCACGCUACAGGUUUCUACCCUGACAGAGCCAUGAUGUUCUGGAGGAAAGAUGGAGAGGAGAUUCAUGAAGGAGUGGAACAUGGAGAGAUCCUCCCCAACCAUGAUGGAUCCUUCCAGAUGAAUGUUGACCUGAACAUUUCAUCAGUCUCACCUGAAGACUGGAGGAGGUACGACUGUGUGUUUCAUCUCUCUGGUGUGGAGGACGACAUCAUCACCAAACUGGAUGAAACACAGAUCAGAACCAACUGGGCUAAGAAGCCCAGUAAUGAGGCCUCAACCAUCAUCAUCGUUGGAGUAGUUUUUGUUCUCAUUCUCGCAGCUGCUGGAUUCAUCCUUUAUAAAAAAAAACAACAAUUCGGAGCGGCUGAUCACGUCUGCUGGGCUUUAUUAUGUUUUGUAGAAAGCAAGAUGAACAGACUAUGUGUUUUUUACCUCUUCUGUCACUUUGCAUCUCCAGUGAAACACUCCCUGCAGAUUUUCGUCAGUGCAUCUUCUGGGAUAACAACCUUCCCAGAGUUUGUGGGAGUAGCACUAGUGGAUAGUGUUCAGGUGGGUUACUGUGACAGCAACAUAGGGAGAGCUGAACCCAAACAGGACUGGGUGAAGAAAUUAUUGAAAGAUGACCCACAGCACUUGGAGUGGUACACUCAGAGGUUUUUCGGGAAACAGGAUUUCUUUAGAGCCAACAUUGAUGAUUUGAAGCGGCGCUUAAACCAAACUGGAGAUGUUCAUGUCCUUCAGAAGAUGAAUGGCUGUGAAUGGGAUGAUGAGACUGGUGAUAUCACAGGUUAUAAUCAGUAUGGUUAUAAUGGAGAAGACUUCAUUGCACUGGACUUCCAGACACUGUCAUGGACUGCACCAAAACCACAGGCUCUCACCACCAAACUGAGAUGGGACACUGAUAAAGCUAGACUAGAAUCUAAUAAAAUCUAUUACAUCAACACGUGCCCUAACUUCCUGCAGAAGUAUGUACGCUAUGGGAGAAGCUUUCUUCAGAGAACAGACGUCCCCUCAGUGUCUCUCCUCCAGAAGACUCCCUCCUCUCCAGUCAGCUGCCACGCUACAGGUUUCUACCCUGACAGAGCCUUGAUGUUCUGGAGGAAAGAUGGAGAGGAGAUUCAUGAAGGAGUGGAACAUGGAGAGAUCCUCCCCAACCAUGAUGGAUCCUUCCAGAUGAAUGUUGACCUGGACAUUUCAUCAGUCUCACCUGAAGACUGGAGGAGGUACGACUGUGUGUUUCAUCUCUCUGGUGUGGAGGACGACAUCAUCACCAAACUGGAUGAAACACAGAUCAGAACCAACUGGGUGAAGCCCAGUAACAAGACCUCCACCAUCAUCAUCUCUGCAGUGGUUGUUGUUGUUGUUGUUGUCGUCGUUGCAGCAGCUGCUGGAUUCAUGGUUCAUAGAAAGAAACAAGACCAAAAGGCUCCACUUAAUAGUGAAGACAGCUCUGAGCUCUCUGUGAGACUGAAUCCAGAAACCUCCUCCCAACCUUCCAGAGAUCCAGUAGUUACAGAAAAUGAAUGAAUUAUAGUAAGAACAACUGAAUGGAUGGAUGACGCCCUACUUUAUGUGCUACACACAUACAGCCACCUGGAGAAAGCUGGUGCAUCUGUAAGAAUUUUACUUUUUGAUUUUUCCAAUGCAUUUAAUUCUAUCCAGCCACAUAUUUUAGUUAAGAAAUUGCUUGAUUGGAAUCUAAAUAGCUGUACUGCCCAAUGGGUUAUGGACUACCCACAUGUAGACCCCAGUUUGUGGAAGUUGGGUAAUGAGUUAUCUAAAACUAUUUUAACAAACACAGGGGCACCACAAGGUACUGUUUUAUCUCCUUUUUUAUUCACUUUGUACAUAUCAGACUGUAGGUCAAGCUUGUUGUCGGACGGCCAUCUACAAAACUUUUAUAGGCUACAUCACUGGAGACAACCAUAUGGUGUGAUGAUAACCACCUCAUUUUAAACUUAAACAAGACAAAAGAACUUGUCAUCAAUUUCAGAAGAAAAAAAGGCACCAGUCACUCUGUCUCCCAUUAUAAGUACCUUGGCAUCCUUGUGGAUGACAGGCUGGACUGGAAAGAGAACAACACCUGUGCCAUUUUUACAAGCUAGGAAGCUACGGUCAUUCGAUGCUAGCAGGCCACUUUUGAAUGUUUUUUUUUCAUAGUAUUUUAGCUAGUGUGAUUUUUUAUGCUGUUGUCUGCUGGGGACGGGGGUUAAAGUCUGAGGACAGACACAGGAUCAACAAAGAUAUAAAAAAAGCAGGAUCUAUCAUCGGUUUUGCCUCCUGACUCUUUAGAGGUGGUCAUGGAGAAGAGGGUGGGUAGGAAACUCAGGUGUAUCCUGCACAAUGAGGGCCACCCACUCUAUGUUUUUCAAUGAACUGAAGAGUUCUUUUAGUAACAGACUGGUGAUGCCUAGAUGUUCCUCAGAGAGAUUCAGGAGGUCUUUUGUACCUGGUGCAGUGAAGUUUUUUAAUGAACAUUGUUGUUGAUUGUUGUUGAUUUUUGUUGUGUGCUGUGCUAAGUAAUGCAUUGCACUUAUUGUAUUGCCUGGGCUUCAGUAGUGUGUUGUAGUGUGUUGUGUGUUGGAUGUCUGGAUGUACAGGGUGAUGAUUAAUUUCCCUUUACAGGGAUUAAUAAAGUCAACCAACCAACCAACCAACAAACCCCAAAAUUUGAACACCAGGUUAGUCGAGUUAAGUUCUGUUUUAUUAAUAAUACUAAUAUUUAUUCUCUUGUGUGUUCUUUUUUCCUUUUUUUUUGUAUUUAAACAUGUGUAUGUUACACCAAUUCACUUUACAGCUUAAAUAAAAUAAAAUUCAACUACCAUGUUGA